UCUUCUCUCCCAACAUGAAUUGUUGCACCUCUGGCAAGUUAAUGAUAAGCGGUAGGAUGACUGAAGUGUGUCUCGGAUCAGACAUGAGUCUGUCCAGAGCUUGGCCAAAGAAGGGACACUAUGGAGACUCGUCUGCAACAACUGUCUGAUGAAUCUACAGGAGAGUCAUUUUCCACCAACCGUAUCCUGAUGUGCCCUUUAGACCCGGGGAAAUGCUCUGCUGCUCAUUAUCGUUCUGGGAUUUGGAGGCUCUUUUCAUGUUGGAUUCCACACGACUUCACUGAGUUCACCCUCGCCAUUUAUACAAAGCUUCAUCAACAGCAGCUGGACAGAACGACAUGGAGAAGUUCCACCUCAACAGACGGUCACCAUGAUCUGGUCCCUGACAGUCUCUAUGUUCGCCAUUGGUGGGCUCGUUGGUGCUAUCAGUGUGAAGUUUAUAUCUGGAAAGCUGGGAAGAAAAAAGACAAUGAUCUUCAACAGCCUUGUUGCCAUCAUAGCAGCAGUGAUUAUGCUUUUCAGUAAAUUAGCCAGGUCUUAUGAAAUGUUGAUCUUGGCAAGGUUUCUGUAUGGAUCAUGCACAGGUCUGAGUGCGAGUAUCCAUAUCUUGUACCUCACUGAGAUUUCACCCAGAAAAAUAAGAGGGACAGUGACUCUAACUCUGGGGACCUUUGGAUCAUUGGGCAAGCUGUUAGGACAGCUUUUGGGUUUAAGUGAGAUCUUGGGUCGUGAACAGCUGUGGAAUGUUCUUCUGUGCAUUCCUUUGUUUUUCUCACUGGUCAAUGCAGUAGCAUUGCCAUUUUUCCCCGAGGCUCCACGAUAUUUACUCAUUGAGAAAGGAAAGAUUGAGGAGUGCAAGAAAGCUCUGCAGAGUCUCUGGGGACCCGGUGAUUACAAAGAAGAGAUUGGUGACAUGUUGGCUGAGCAGGCUGCCAUGGAAGCAGCUCCACCAAAAACCCCUCUGCAGCUGAUUAGGAACAGGAAUGUUCGGUGGCAGCUCAUUACCAUGGCCUUCAUUUACGGCUGCAACCAACUAUCAGGAUCUUCUGCAAUCAACAAUUUCUCCUAUGAUAUCUUCGUACAAGUUGGCAUUCAUUCAGACAAUAUCCGCUACAUCAUCCUUGGUCUUGGUGCUACUGAAAUCCUAUCCUCUGUCCUCUCAGGAGUAUUGCUGAUUGAGCGCACUGGUAGGAAGCCCAUGAUUACUGGAGGCUACGCUAUCAUGACCAUUUGUUGGGUGUUGGUUACUGUCACAUUGAAUUUGACGAAUCCCAGCUCCUGGGUUCCCUACAUCACUGCAAGUUUGAUUAUCCUGUUCAUUGUUGCCUUCAGUGGAGGAUGCCUUACAGUAAGUGCUACCCUCAGCAGUGAACUGUUCGUCCAGUCUGAUCGAGUGGCGGCACUCGUCAUUUCAGGAACCCAGCGCUGGCUGACGAUGGCUCUGAUAGGUCUGGUUUUUCCAUUCAUAUUGACUUACAUGAAAUCGUACAGCUUCGUGUUUUUUGCCUCCAUCUGCCUCGUGGGCUUCCUUUACACCUUCUUUCUGCUGCCUGAGACCAAAGAAAAGACCAUUCUACAGAUCGCUGAAGAAUUCAAAGCAAUCACUGUGUGUGGAAAAUCCUUUGCAGAGAGAAAGAGGAUGGAGACAAAGUUAUAAAGGCAGUUAAGGUACAACAUUAAAAACAAAAGAAGGGACAUCUCAUGCUUGAUCCUAAACUCUCACAGGCAUUCCUACCUUGGCCUAUCAGCCUAUCAUUUGAUUAAA
Cynoglossus semilaevis (tongue sole) is the source of this 1765-nucleotide messenger RNA. RefSeq names its product solute carrier family 2 member 9, like 1 (gene slc2a9l1). Gene Ontology annotation, molecular function: D-glucose transmembrane transporter activity. The record is from RefSeq and is a predicted model, not a curated record. The transcript is spliced from 12 exons. Gene Ontology annotation, biological process: dehydroascorbic acid transport. The coding region runs from base 371 to 1657 and encodes 428 amino acids. NCBI's taxonomy places the organism in Eukaryota, Metazoa, Chordata, Actinopteri, Pleuronectiformes, Cynoglossidae. Gene Ontology annotation, cellular component: plasma membrane.